Drosophila obscura is the source of this 966-nucleotide messenger RNA. RefSeq lists its product as uncharacterized. NCBI's taxonomy places the organism in Eukaryota, Metazoa, Arthropoda, Insecta, Diptera, Drosophilidae. The transcript has 2 exons. The coding region runs from base 13 to 966 and encodes 317 amino acids. The record is from RefSeq and is a predicted model, not a curated record.
CGUUUCCCCACGAUGUCCGAGGGCUUCAAGAAGCACUUCAAUGCCAGCACCAUGAAUGGCCGUGCGAAUGUGGCCAAGGUCACGUAUGCGACCAUGGCCCUCCUGUAUAUCGUGUACCGAAUACGCCGGCGAUCGGGCAAGAAGUCUGGGGCUGGCGGCGGCAUGCUGGCCGAUGGCAGCUGCAGCUGUGACAAGGAGCGCGACCCGUCAGCGGGAGGGCACGACUCCGAUACGGGCUUCUACGAGAUCGAUCCCGAGUGCGGUUCGUGCCGCGAGCGAUCGGAGCGCGCCAUGUCCGAGUACGAUCGGGAGCAGCAGCGCCGCUCGGCGGCAAAGGCACGGCAGGACGAUCAAUGCAGAUCCGAGCCGCCACCCCCACCGCCGUCCUCGUCACCGCCGGCGUCUGGUGGGGCUGCGGCGCCGCGUCGCAAGUGCCCCUGCGAGAAUCCGCACCGAAAGGUCGAGGGUGCCCUGAAGAGCAGCAGCAACGACACCAGAGCCUUCAUGCAACGGCAACAACAGGAGCAGCAGCAGCAGAGGGCCUUCAAGUAUCAGUCCCCCCAGGAGGCAGAUGAAGUGCGUCCGGCUAGCGAGCUGGUGGGGCAGGUGCACGGUGCCGUCUACCGUGUGCUCAGCGGUGUCUUCAACGCCGUCAUGGGCGGAGGCUCCGCCGAAAGCAGCACCGCCACUGCCGCAUCCCAGACCGAAAAGGAGCGACAGGCAAGCGGCGGCGCCUGCAACUGCUUGGAUGCUGCAGCUGCCCCCCUGGCGGCCGACCAGGCAGAUGCGCAGGACGACGAGGAGGCGGUGAACGCGGCCCGAUACGAGGCCAUGGACUGUGAGUGCUGCUGUGAUUCUGCUCCGGUGGUGGACGAAGUGCAAGCUCAACCAGAGGAUGGUGCCAACUUUGGCUGCUACAACGAAGGCUACGCCUCGGGCAUGUUCUUCGGCCAGGAAGAUGACUGA